AUGAAGACCCUCUUGCUGCUGGCCAUGAUCGUGGCCUUUGGCCUGCUGCCGACCCAUGGAACUUUGUGGAAUUUUCAGAAAAUGAUAAAGAAAACAACAGGGAAGAAUGCAAUAACUAAUUAUGGCUUCUAUGGCUGUUACUGUGCUGUGAGUGGCAAAGGAACUCCCAAGGAUGCAACAGACCGGUGCUGCUUUGCACAUGACUGUUGCUAUCGCCGUUUGAAGAGACAGGGCUGUGGGAGCAAAUUUCUGAGCUAUAAGGUGAUACAAAAGAAUGGCAAAAUCACAUGUGCCAGACAGGGCAGUUGUAGAAAGACAUUGUGUGAGUGUGAUAAAAAGGCCGCCCUCUGCUUUAAGAGGAACAGAGGAAGCUACAAUAAGAAGUACCAAUACUACAACAACCGGUUCUGA
Sorex araneus (European shrew) is the source of this 411-nucleotide messenger RNA. RefSeq names its product phospholipase A2, membrane associated-like. Gene Ontology annotation, biological process: lipid catabolic process; phospholipid metabolic process; arachidonate secretion. Gene Ontology annotation, molecular function: phospholipid binding; calcium ion binding. Bases 1 to 411 code for a protein of 136 amino acids. The transcript is spliced from 4 exons. The record is from RefSeq and is a predicted model, not a curated record. Lineage: Eukaryota; Metazoa; Chordata; Mammalia; Eulipotyphla; Soricidae.